This is a messenger RNA of Pecten maximus, 936 nucleotides long. Its product is annotated as solute carrier family 23 member 2-like. Gene Ontology annotation, molecular function: transmembrane transporter activity. The coding region runs from base 52 to 531 and encodes 159 amino acids. Lineage: Eukaryota; Metazoa; Mollusca; Bivalvia; Pectinida; Pectinidae. The record is from RefSeq and is a predicted model, not a curated record. The transcript has 3 exons. Gene Ontology annotation, cellular component: membrane. Gene Ontology annotation, biological process: transmembrane transport.
GCAGGCGUCUUGUGCUUACUUGUCGGAGUCAUUGGGAAAUUUGGUGCAAUAAUGGCGUCUCUUCCGGAUCCGGUAAUUGGGGGCGUGUCUAUAAUCAACCUCGGCCUCCUCGUAUCUAUAGGAUUAUCUUCGCUACAGAGGGUUAAUCUUUCGUCCACUCGGAACCUUGCAGUACUUGGUACGUCAAUGUACAUAGGCCUGGUCUCUUCCGAAUGGCUGAAACGCAGCAAAGACACCAUUAACACUGGUAACGCCUCCCUGGACCAGGUGUUGAAACUUAUGCUCGGGACGCAGAUGUUUGUUGCUGGACUUACCUCCAUCAUCCUGGAUAACACUGUUAAAGGAACGAAAGAGGAGAGAGGGAUUAAAAACAUGUCAUAUUUCGACACCGGAAGUGGAAAUCACUUAUUAGAUAAACACCAGUCCGUGUACGACGUACCAGGCGUAUCCAAACUGCAGCGAAAAUUCCGGAUUUUUCGUCACAUUCCGUUUCUUCAACCCUACAGACUAAAUGAACCAGUUAAUUUGUAAGAUAAUGUUUGUGUAGUUUAAUAUCCGGACGUGUCUCGGUGCCGUUUUGCCGUAUUUAGAUCCUAUUUAUAUUCUAAGAUAUACAUUCCUCACCAGGUUCGUCGACUUAUCACUCCCCAACAUCUCUUACUGCUCUUGUAAUUACUUCCAGUUGUGAAUAUUUGUUUCGUUCAUUAGUUGUCCACGUGUGUUAUUUAUGAGACAAUGAAAAGACCAAAAUAGAUCUUCCCAUUACAACCCUUAGGAUCUAACAUAUUUCCUUGCUGCUCUGUCUCUGUAUGCUUUUUUGCGUGUGGUCUUGUCACAUUAUAUGAUCCUGGCUGUUGGUGUCCAUCUUCACACCCUCCCUCAUAUGGCCAUGGCUGUUGGUGUCUACCUUGAAAUCCUCCUUCAUAUGACCCUGGC